GUACAAAUGGACAAAUAUCUUUACCACACAAUGCAAGUUUAACAGGCACCAAUUCCACUGAAAAAAUUCAAGAAUUGAAACACAAAUCAAAUAAUUCACCUGAAAUUGAAGAAUCGAAGCAACAAUUAAGUAAUUCACCUAAAAAAUCAGUGAAUCAAGAUGUUAAUUCGCUCACUAUUGAAGAAUCAGGACACCAGUCAGACAAUUUGUUCGAAUUUGAAGU
Racocetra fulgida is the source of this 223-nucleotide messenger RNA. The record is from the annotation of a GenBank genome assembly. Lineage: Eukaryota; Fungi; Glomeromycota; Glomeromycetes; Diversisporales; Gigasporaceae.